Molecule: messenger RNA, 345 nt
Organism: Prunus armeniaca (apricot)
Lineage: Eukaryota; Viridiplantae; Streptophyta; Magnoliopsida; Rosales; Rosaceae
Source: the annotation of a GenBank genome assembly
AUGGCAAACCCAACAAGCUCAGUUAAAGUAGUUGAAGUUUGCAAGGUGGCUCUUCCUCCUCCACCCUCACCUAGGUCAUUCGCAUCCCCAAGUUCCUUUCCUCUUACCGUCUUCGACAUCCGUUGGUUAAGGUUUGCGCCGGUCAAGUGCCUUUAUUUCUACGAAAUGCCUACUUCCUCUGCAACACAACUCUUCUUUGAUACUGUACUGGCCCCAAAACUCAAAACCUCACUCUUUAACACCCUCCAACACUAUCUACCUCUAGCAGGACACCUGACUUGGCCUCAAACUCCCAAAAACCCGUUCUUAGCUAUGUCCAAGGCGACACCUUUUCGCUCACAAUAG